AUGGAAAACUAUCAUGAAGCUGAACUUUGGAACGAAGUUUUGGAUGCAGCAGAAGAUUAUUUAAAAUUACCACGAGGAACUAUUAAGGUGACUGUUCUGGUUGAACACAUUCUGUUCACUUAUGAAAUCGAUGAAGUUUUAUACGUUCUCCGGGAUCACAUUGUGGGUCUCAAUUGUGGUCGGUGGGACUACAUUUUCUCAUACCUCAAAGCAUUCCGAAAUCACCGUGAAUUUCUAACUCCGAAUCGUUCUGAAAUUCGAAUGAUGACUCCUUUUAUGCAAAACUAUGCUCGUUUUGUCAUUAAAACUUGUCAUCAACGUGGAGCUCAUGUCAUGGGAGGAAUGGCGGCGCAAAUUCCUAUCAAAUUUGAUGCAGACGCAAAUGCAAAAGCUUUGAGUGCCGUUCAAGAAGUGAAUAAAAAUUUAAUAAUUUUAAAAAGAAAGAUGCAAACUUUGCCAAAAUUUCGGUAA
This is a messenger RNA of Rotaria sordida, 471 nucleotides long. Lineage: Eukaryota; Metazoa; Rotifera; Eurotatoria; Philodinida; Philodinidae. The record is from the annotation of a GenBank genome assembly.